This is a messenger RNA of Mus pahari (shrew mouse), 2557 nucleotides long. RefSeq names its product short chain dehydrogenase/reductase family 39U member 1 (gene Sdr39u1). The transcript has 6 exons. The record is from RefSeq and is a predicted model, not a curated record. The coding region runs from base 38 to 919 and encodes 293 amino acids. Lineage: Eukaryota; Metazoa; Chordata; Mammalia; Rodentia; Muridae.
UUUAAAUCUCGCGCAGGCGUGCUAGCUCCCUGUCGCUAUGCGGGUGCUUGUAGGUGGCGGGACCGGAUUCAUUGGGACAGCCCUAACCCAGCUGCUGAAAGCCAGGGGCCACGAAGUUAAAUUGGUCUCCAGACAGCCUGGCCCGGGUCGAAUCACGUGGAGUGAACUCAAUGAGUCGGGGCUGCCCCUCUGCGAUGUUGUCAUCAACCUGGCUGGAGAGAAUAUCCUCAACCCUCUGCGAAGAUGGAAUGAAACCUUCCAAAAAGAGGUUCUUACCAGCCGCUUGGAUACCACCCACUUGCUAGCAAAAGCCAUCACCGAGGCUGCACACCCACCUCAGGCUUGGAUUCUAGUCACAGGUGUAGCUUACUACCAGCCAAGCCUGACUAAGGAGUACGAUGAAGACAGCCCAGGAGGGGAUUUUGACUUUUUCUCCAACCUGGUAACCAGAUGGGAAGCAGCAGCCAGGCUUCCUGGAGAGUCUACACGCCAGGUCGUGGUUCGUUCAGGGGUUGUGCUGGGCCAUGGAGGUGGCGCCAUCAGUCACAUGCUUCUGCCCUUCCGCCUGGGCCUAGGAGGCCCCAUUGGUUCAGGUCGCCAAUUCUUCCCCUGGAUACACAUUGGUGACUUGGCAGGAAUUCUGACUUAUGCCCUUGAAGCAAACCAUGUCCAAGGAGUCCUGAAUGGAGUGGCUCCAGCAUCUACAACUACUAAUGCUGAGUUUGCCCAAGCCUUGGGUGCCGCCCUGGGCCGCCCAGCCUUCAUACCUGUCCCCAGCACUGUGGUACGAGCAGUCUUUGGAGAACGUGCCAUCAUGCUGUUGGAAGGGCAGAAAGUGGUCCCUCGGCGGACACUGGCCACUGGCUACCAGUACUCCUUCCCAGAGCUGAGGGCUGCCUUGAAGGAUGUUGUAGCCUGAGCAGAGAAGAAGCCCCAAGGCAGGAGCUGGGGCUGUCCCUGCAUUCUGAGAAGUGGGUCAGGUGAUCCCUGCACUUGAUUGAGAUCAGACGCCAUCUGGAUCUUAGACUCUGCCCCCCUCACUUUCUUCCCAUGUUCUGUUGAUCCACCCCUAUCUGAGAAACUCCAGUCUCAAGGAUAUAAUUUCAUUCUGUCACCUCUUCAGCUUCCUGUGGCUUCUGUGUCACAUUGCUGCCCUGGUUCUCCUAUAUGCUGUGUAGACAAAGUUCUACAGUUAUGGCAGUAAAGACAGAUUAGGAUGCUAGAUCACUGGCUUCAGCUGUCUCUUUGGCUUAUAGUCCCCUAGAAUUGUCUUAAGAACUAUUACCCUACACGGCUCUUCUCCUAAGCUGGAUUCUGAACGUUUUAAUAUGCAACCUCUCUCCUCAUCUUUUCCUUUUUCAGUCUCUCUUUCCAAAUGAGCUGGUGAGACAUGAGGUUAUGACAGAUUAAAGACAAUAUAUAUAUAAAGAUCUAACUCCAGUGAAUUCUGGUGUCACCCUGACCACCUGUUCAGAGGAUGCCAGCAAAAAGAAAGGGCCCUGUGGGUUAGCCUUCAGCAUUUACCAAACAGCCAUGAAUUAAUAUUGUAAACGCGUGCAGGUCCUAGCUCGUCAUACUGCGGUAAGACAAAGUCACUGUCACUCUAUAAGCUUGGUCUCUCGGGAUCAUUCAGCCUUCCAGGGCUCUUGGGGAAGGGAAGAUAUACCCCAUCCUUCUGUACACCCACCAUCAUGGCAAGAGAAAAGAGAAGACACCAGGCCUAAGCUUAAAAACCAGCUCUACCAGUCCCCAGUCCAGACCAUUCUCCUCUUCUCCCUUAUCAUUUCCCUAAUCAACUUGUCCCCAACACCUAAUCAAUCUGGUGUGAAAUGAAAAUCACCCAACGAAACAGACAAAGACACUGAGACCCAGAGAGCCACAUAGUUAACUCCAUGUCACUUGGGAUAAGUCAGAACCAGAAAAGCAUCUAAUUCAGGGACCUGCUACAUGAACCCAGUGGCACCUGCCUUACCUUUUUAUACCUCUAUCUGACUCUGGCCUCUAAGAAGUUGACUAGCCCUAAAUUACUCCUGGGGAAGGUAAAAGUAACAGAGAAGCAGGUUAGACUACACUAGGAAAAAAACUGAUUAACACAUCCAAGUAAGAAAUGUGCCACCUUGCAGACAGUACAUUCUCCGGCACAGACAAGAAAGAGUUCAAACAAAUACAGAGCAAUGACUUGUGGGAGUUAGAAUGUAAACAGCUUGUCAUGACAGGUCAAUGGAGUCGGUCUGUAACCAAUCAGGUAUCUCGAUCCUGACGCUUCAGCUUCUGCUUCCCAUACACACGAUGUAGCGGUGUGUCUUGCCAAAUGAAACCUGUCUUCCAUAAAGGAAAUAUUAGAUAGAUCCCACUAACAUUGUCACUGCCAAUUAUGACAUCAUGGGUUUGGUGAAUAGGCUCAACACCAAAAAGAAGAUUUAACCAGGGCCUUGUCAAUCUGUAAACAAACACUUGAAAUGCAACUGAGCAGCUGCCAUUUAUAGGAGCCCUGAGAGUAUUUAAGUAAUGCAACCGUCCACCCUAACUUGACUAUUUUGUUAACAUGAUUUUCGAA